AAUGCCUUUUUGUCUGUAUGUAUGUGUGCAAGCGAAUGCUGUGUGUGCUUGAGCGAUGGAAUUGCCAUCGAAAUGUGCAAAUUUAUCUGAAGUUGCUAUGCAUAAAAAACAGCUAGAAACGAUGUGCACAGAAAAACUCAUUUCCAUUUCGGCCAUUGAGAAAGUGCAACGGUUUUGCUACAUUGGAAAUCUGGAAAAGCCCGUCUAUAUCUCAAACACGUUCUACUGCUUUGAUCUGUCAGUGGAACAGCAUUUUGAAAGAUUGCGCCAGAUAUGUGGCGAAUUGUCUGGCACGGAUCUGGUUGAAUGUUUAAAGGGAGUGCUGAGAGAUCAGGACGAGAAUGGUCCACGGCACGAUGAGGCUCUGUUGGUAUUAGCUGUCUUUCUGUCGACCAGCAGUGAUGAGGAGCAGCGGAAACUGGUCCGUAGCCAUUUUACUACAUUGGUUGUCACUGAUAAGGAUCUGUUAAUCUUUACCAAAUUGGCCAAGCGACUUCAAAAGCUGUUAAAGCGUAAAACUCCAGUCAGUCGAACAACACGAAAGGCCAUUGUGGAGUGGUAUAAAAAACAAUCCCUUCAGUAUCUACUCCAUAUGUGGUCAAUUAACGAGGGCGGCGGAUUUAAUUGGUCAGCACAUCGAGAGCUUUUGCAUUGCUGUCACUAUCGGGAUUGUGGAUUCGAGCCUGAUAUUGAAGCUGCGUUGCGUUUGCUAUCCACACCAAUGAAGGAGUUGGCCAAAUGGCCCAUCUAUCUUAAUCCAGUUCAGCAAUGUAAGGAGACAAUUAUGGGCAUCGUGAAUCUUCGUCUCGAUCAAUCUCCUAACAAAUCUAAGGCACUGCCCAUUGUCGAAAAACUAAAUCUCAGCUAUGAGCACAUCCCUGGACAUUUGCUACGUACCAAUCAUGAAUUGGCCACAUUUCUUUUACCAAAAAUGACCUACGAUCAAUUGCUUCAUAGUUGGCCGGUAUUCUCGACUUUGUAUCAAUGUGAUAGGACCAAAUAUCGUGAAUAUGUCGAGAGUUUCUUGAAUGAGCAAAAGCUGCAGGCGGCUAACAUAAAUCCGUUGCGCUUCCUUCUGGAAGAGAAGCGACUAGGUCGAGUCAAGGGCAAACCAACUACGAAAACACCUGUAAUGAAUAAACCUAACUUUAUGAGCAUUCUAUAUAAGAAAUCUUUCGGCUUAAACAAACCCUUGGGAUUGCGUCUGAAUAUCACAUUGAAUCUGGAGCAAUUAUACUUGAAAAAAUCGUUAAGUGGACGCUGUCGGUCUAUAAAAUACAUUGAUGCUAUAAUGGCCUUAGCAUUUGGCUAUUUCAAGAGUGAUUCUGAUGUCCAUGUUCAGUUUUGGCAUAACAAAAGCGGCCAAUUUAAAGCAUUACCCUGGACUCAAAAGAUGUCAGUAGAUGAGGCCAAAGUCUGCUGUGAGAAUCAAAUGGUGGUGAAAGUCAGACAGACGCUUGGAGACAUCUUGUGUGCGGCUCUGGGAGAUACUGAGAAUACAUAUGAUGUAUUUCUCGCGAUUGUACCCUGUGCCACACGUGGUAAUCCGCGAAAUUCUUCUGAAUCAUUGAGCCUACAGCUGGCUGAGUAUCGUGAAAAACGCAAUGCAAAUGCAAAGUUUAUCAUUUUGAGUUUGCGUCAGUGUCAAGCGUCAAUGGUUUAUUCCACUAUAUGUAAGGAGAAUAUAUUGGAAUUGUGCAGCAUUAACGAGCAAACGACCCGAUUGAUAGGUGCAUUUACUCGCGAUAAAUUCAAUUAGAAAUCAUACAAAAAAAAUGAGAAAUAAUUUCAACGAAAAGCCGCAGAUACACAUAACCAAAGAGAGAUCAUACGAUCAAGCUGCAGGCAGGUCGAGUUAAAUGGCAUACAUUAGAAACAUAAGCAUUUAAAACACAUACUUAUAACAUUAACAUGUAUAUAUGCAUACAUAUGCGUACUUUAUAUAUGUAUAUAUAUACAUAUAUCUAACAAGAUAUUAAGCUGAGUCGAUAAAAUUAUGUAGGAGCCGCCAUCUCUCCCUUGCAUACAGCAAUUUAAGCGUAUUCCAUAUAUGUAUGGAAUGGCAUCUAUAUACCUACAUGUAUGUAUAUACAUAUGUAUAUGUAUGAAUAUAUAGAGAGCUAUUUCAUUGACAAGUACUCACCGUUUUAAAUCAGCUAGAACUCCUACCAUCUCUUUCAUUCUCAUUUAACAAACGAUAUGCCCCACUCGGACAGUAUUACGACUAAAUCAUUAAGAUCUUUUAUAACGGUACGCUGAAAUACAUGCAUACAUACAUACAUAUAAACAUAUAUACGUAUAGGUAGUGCAGUACAGUGAUCGCUGCCCAUUAAUCAUUCACUCACACUGACAUUUGAAUACUCCGAUAGAGAAAAUAGAGGUGGUAUUGCACACACAUAGACACAUAAAGAAAAACUAUACACAUACAUCUACACAACGUUAAUUUUUUAACGUUCCUAAUAGAUCCAAUUGUAUGCAUUUGAAUUGUAUUAUAUUAAAGCCUUUUGUUUUCUUCGUUUUCCUUUCGUUUUAAAUGUUAAAUCGAAUGAAAACAGAACUGAAUCUAAAUUAAAUUUGGAUGAAAAACAAUGUAAAAACAUCUGACUAAAAGCAAACGGAAAAAAUUAAAAAAAACAAAAAACUA
Drosophila willistoni is the source of this 2644-nucleotide messenger RNA. RefSeq lists its product as uncharacterized. Gene Ontology annotation, cellular component: ribonucleoprotein complex. Bases 56 to 1759 code for a protein of 567 amino acids. Gene Ontology annotation, molecular function: RNA binding. NCBI's taxonomy places the organism in Eukaryota, Metazoa, Arthropoda, Insecta, Diptera, Drosophilidae. The record is from RefSeq and is a predicted model, not a curated record. The transcript has 6 exons.